Entrophospora sp. SA101 is the source of this 1350-nucleotide messenger RNA. The record is from the annotation of a GenBank genome assembly. Lineage: Eukaryota; Fungi; Glomeromycota; Glomeromycetes; Entrophosporales; Entrophosporaceae.
AUGUAUAAUAAUAAAGAGCACAAACCGACCAAACAAAAUCAAUUGUCAAUAAGCAGCAAGAAGAAGAAACAAGAUCAAAUAUUAUUGGAUAGUGGUGAGAAAGUGAAACAAGAUCAAAUAUUGUUAGUUAAUAAUAAUGGUGAGAAGAAAAAGCAAGAUCAAAUAUUGUUAGUUAAUAAUAAUGGUGAGAAGAAAAAGCAAGAUCAAAUAUUAUUGUCAAACAGCGAGAAUAAGCAACAACAACAAAAAAAAAAGGAAGUGAUAGUAGAAGAAAAAAAGAUUGAUCCAAUAGUGACAAAAAUAAUUGAAAAUUUAAGAGCAAAAAAUCUAAAAGAAAUCAAAAGCACAUUAUUGAAUGAUGAAAACAAACCAGUAGUUGGGAGUGUUGAAGAUGCAUUGAAAUUUAAAAUGGAAUUUUAUAAUCAUCUAAAUUCAUUUGAAUUGGAAACACUUGACAAAUUAUUAAGAAAUCAUUUGGUGGAAACAUUAGAACCAGAUGGUCAAUUAAACAAUGUAUUAAGUAUCAUUGAAACUUAUGAUAUUGAAUCACAAAAAUCACAAAAAGAGUUUGAGAAAUUAAAAUAUUUUGAAUUGUUAAAAUCAAAAAAUUAUGAUGAAGCUUAUAAUUAUUUAUAUGAGAAAAUUAGUGAUGUUGAUAUUGAGCUGAUUAAUAAGAUGAAUGAAUUAAUUAUCAGUAAAGAUAUUGCGACUAACGAGGAAAUAAUCAGAUACAUAUUAAUGGGAUAUUUUGAAUCGCACAAGUUUGAUGAACCUUUGAAUUUAUGGAAUAAAUUAAGAGAAAUGAAGGUUAUCAAAUUAAAUAGUUUGUUGUACAGUGAAAUGAUUCGAGGAUUUUCAAUGAAGAAUCAUUUGCAACCAGUUGAAAAACUUAAUCAGAUCUUAAAUACAUCAAUAUAUAAUAUAUUAUUUGAUCAUAUUGAUACUAGAGCUAUAAUAAUAGAAUUAUUUAAUGAUAUGAAAGCAUUGAAUGUUCAAAUGAACCAAGUAACUUAUACUACAUUAAUGAAUUAUUUAAUUAGAAUCAAUGAUAAAGAAUCUUUAAAUAAUUUAAUGAAGUUCGAUAAUAGUAAUCGUAGUGGUGGUAGGAGUAACUAUAACAAUCUUCGUAACAAGAAUAGAAAUAUUAUUAAUUAUAGUUUAAUGAUUAAACGUGACAUUAAAAAUAAUGAUCUUGAGAAAUUAAAUCUCACAUUGAAUGGUUACCUAUCAAAUGACAGAUUAGAUGAUGCAUUGAAAAUUUAUUCUGAUUACAAGAAAUCUGGUUUAAAGAACUUUGAUAAUUUAGAAUUUGAAAAAACAGUUAAAAAACUAGAGUUGAAAAAUCUAUAG